AUGCUUAGUUCUGGAAAUACUCAUGGCCCCGAACUACUCACAACGUCUGGUAUCCAAGUUUUCGAUGACAACGGAGACUCUUUUAUCACAGUGGCGAGCCAUGGCUUCCCAGCUGACGAGGUCUAUCAUCCCAACAAGGAUGGUGAGCUCAUUGGUCACGUCACGUAUAAGAUCCCUGACGCGGACAUUUCAUUAGUCCGUCUCUGUCCAAACCAAUACUAUGACAAUGAGACUUUUACGACCAAUAUUCCCGAGGGUAUCAUCGAUGGUCAACGCAUCAAAGGUAUCAGAAAAACGGAUCUUCGCUUCGGGGACAUCGUCACAAUGGAUAACCCUUUUCUGGGAUGGCUUGGCGGACUUUUUGUUGGAGAUCACUUCAUUCGUCUCCCAGAAGAUGAAAAUCGGUGGGUUAAGUGCCACUGGUUAUACCUGGGAAAUGAUAUUGAACCGACUAAUGGCAGUUGUGGAAGUCCUAUUCUGGACAAGGACGGAUUUGUGGUGUCGUUUUUUCGGUUCAUGACGGAAACAUUUCGUGGAUGUGGACUCGGUAUCGCUGCUGGCACUCUACCUGAGUACGGAUACCAUGUUGAGUAA
Molecule: messenger RNA, 594 nt
Organism: Paecilomyces variotii
Lineage: Eukaryota; Fungi; Ascomycota; Eurotiomycetes; Eurotiales; Thermoascaceae
Exons: 1
Coding region: 1-594 (197 amino acids)
Source: RefSeq, a predicted model, not a curated record